Guillardia theta CCMP2712 is the source of this 2019-nucleotide messenger RNA. RefSeq lists its product as hypothetical. Bases 1 to 2019 code for a protein of 672 amino acids. NCBI's taxonomy places the organism in Eukaryota, Cryptophyceae, Pyrenomonadales, Geminigeraceae. The record is from RefSeq and is a predicted model, not a curated record. The transcript has a single exon. Gene Ontology annotation, molecular function: protein binding.
AUGCAAGGGAUCUGGCGAGGUCAACAAGACUCGGAGGUGGAGUCUCCGAUCUUCACUGCCGUGAGGAAAGGGCAGGCAGACAUGAUCCCGAUGAUCUGCCGGGCAGGAGGGAAAGUGACGGAGACCUUGAGCAACGGAGACACGCCAUUACACGUGGCAGCUCGACAAGGAUACAUACAUUGCAUGGAAGUUCUGAUCAGACUUGACGCCAAUUUGUCGGCCGGAAACUGUAAUGGAAACACAAGCGCGCAUGCGGCGAGUAGAGGAGGGCAUGUCGCGGCGCUACGGUAUCUGGGAGAGGUAGGCGGGAGGGAGCUGCUUGCACAACCAGACAACAACGGGAGGACAUGCGCGCACUCGGCGAGUGGAGGAGGGCAUGUAGAGGCGCUGAGGUAUCUGAAGGAGGUAGGGGGCCCGGAGCUACUCGCUCAGCCUGACAACAACGGGACGACAUGCGCGCACUCGGCGAGCCAAGGGGGCCAUGUAGAGGCUCUACGGUACUUGGGGGAGGUAGGGGGCUCAGAGCUAUUGGCGCAGCCUGACAACGAGGGCAUAACAUGUGCACACGAGGCAAGCCAAGGGGGGCAUGUAGAGGCGCUGAGGUACUUGGGGGAGGUAGGGGGCCCGGAGCUGCUUGCACAGACAGACAACGACGGGAGGACCUGCGCGCAUGCGGCGGGCGAGGGAGGGCAUGUAGAGGCUCUACGGUAUCUAGGGGAGGCAGGGGGCAGGGAGCUGCUGGCGCAGCCCGACAACGAGGGGAGAACAUGCGCACAUGAGGCGAGCCAAGGAGGGCAUGUAGAAGCGCUGAGGUACUUGGGGGAGGUAGGGGGCCGGGAGCUGCUGGCGCAGACAGACAACGACGGGAGGACCUGCGCGCAUGCGGCAAGCGCAGCAGGAGAUGUAGAGGCGCUGAGGUACUUGGAAGAGGUAGGGGGGCCGGAGCUGCUGGCUCAGCCCGACAGCAACGGGACGACAUGCGCGCAUGCGGCAAGCCAAGGGGGGCAUGUAGAAGCGCUGAGGUACUUGGGGGAAGUAGGGGGCCGGGAGCUACUGUCGCAAACAGACAACGACAGCUGGACAUGCUCGCUCUUGGCGAGCCAAGGGGGCCAUGUCGAGGCGCUGAGGUACUUGGGGGAGGUAGGGGGCCCGGAGCUGCUUGCGCAAACGGACAACAACGGCAUGACAUGCGCGCACAUGGCAAGUGGAGGAGGGCAUGUAGAGGCUCUACGGUAUCUGAAGGAGGCAGGGGGCCGGGAGCUUCUGAUACAGACAGAUAACAACGGGACGACAUGCGCGCACUGGGCGAGCGUGGGAGGGCAUGUAGAGGCUCUACGGUACUUGGGGGAGGUAGGGGGCCGGGAGCUGCUGGCGCAGACAGACAAGGACGGGACGACAUGCGCGCACAUGGCGAGCGUGGGAGGGCAUGUAGCGGCUCUACGGUACUUGGGGGAGGCAGGGGGCAGGGAGCUGCUGGCGCAGACGGACAAGGACGGGACGACAUGCGCGCACAUGGCGAGCGGAGUGUGGGAUGUAGCGGCUCUACGUUACUUGGGGGAGGUAGGGGGCCGGGAGCUGCUGGCGCAGACGGACAAGGACGGGAGGACAUGCGCGCACUUUAUCACCAUGGCAGGGCAUGUAGAGGCUCUACGGUACUUGGGAGAGGUAGGGGGCCCGGAGCUGCUUGCUCAAACGGAUAACGAGGGUAGAACAUGCGCGCACUGGGCGAGUGCGGGAGGGCAUGUAGAGGUGCUGAGGUACUUGAAGGAGGUAGGGGGCCGGGAGCUGCUGACGAAGUCGGACAACAACGGGACGACAUGCGCACAUGAGGCGAGCCAAGGAGGGCAUGUCGAGGCUCUUCGAUAUCUGAGGGAGGUAGGGGGCUCGGAGCUAUUUGCUCGGACGGACAAGGACGGGAGGACAUGCGCGCUCUUGGCGAGCCAAGGGGAGCAUGUAGAGGCGCUGAAGUACUUGGGAGAGAUAGGGGGUCCCAUGUCAGAAAGUACAUCGCUGAUCUAA